Molecule: messenger RNA, 6633 nt
Organism: Symbiodinium sp. CCMP2592
Lineage: Eukaryota; Dinophyceae; Suessiales; Symbiodiniaceae
Source: the annotation of a GenBank genome assembly
AUGGAGGCCGCCAGUUCCGGGUGCCAAAAGCAGGAUGAAGAUCCGCCAAGGCCCGGCCCAGGUCUUUCAGAGCUGAAGGCUGGCAUGGCGCUGGAGGCGUACUUUCGCUUACCGGACGGCAAGCAAAGCUGCAGCCCUUUCGACGGUGAGUGCAAGGAGUGUUUCGCCUCUGGCAUUGACGUCUUCUUCGAUUUCGGCAUUGUUCAGCACGUACCGUGGACCUGGGUGGCCGCUGUGGAGGGCAAAAGCAUCGUCAACAAGGAGCAGGCCGAGGAGGCCCUCCACGACGCUGCGCGGCCGAGUGGAGAGGUGCCCACUACCACGGCUUCCAGCGGUUCUGAGGAGCAGAAGAGUGCCGAGGAGCUACGCCGGCAGGAGGAGCUUCGCCAGGAGAGGGAAGAACAAGAGCAGCGACACAAGCUCAUCAGGCUCGGGAAGUAUCUGCAGACCAAGACUAUGCACGUGGUCCGCCGCGACGCCCGUGCCAUCCGCCGUGAGCACGCCGAAAGGGUGAAGCAGCAGGAGCUCGAGCAGCAAAAGAAGGAGGCUGAAGCAAGAAGGAGGGAGGAGGAUCAGCGGCGGAGGGAGCAGCAAGAGCGUCAGAGGAGGCAGAAAGAGGAGCAGGAAGUGCGUCGGAAGCAGGAAGAAGAGCGGCGCAAUGCCAUCGAGGAGAAGAAGCGAGAGAAACUCCAAGCGAAGGCACUGCUCGCCCAGCAGGAUGCCGAGAAGCAGGCAGAGGAGCAGCGAAAGCAGCAGGAGUUCAUCGAGCAGAAGCGACAAGAGAUGGAGAGGCAUGAGGAGUCCGAGCGACUUCGUGAAGAGCAGCGGCGAGUCGCGGAUCUUCAGCGCAAGGAAAUGGCCCGAGCCAGGACGGAGCAGAAGAAAGAAGAGGAGGCCCGGCGCCGGGAGCGACUCCUCUCGCGGAAGCAGGGCUACUCCUGGAGGGCCGAGGUGGAAGCGGCUCAGAGACAAAGGCAAGGGGACCCAGUGGAGCCGGCUCAGCCCAAGACGGCUGAGAAGAUGGACGAGGAGGUCCAGGACGCCGCAACGAAGCGGAGGCUGCAGAUCGAGGAGCAGCAAAGGAAGCGCAGGGAAGAAGAAGAGAGGCGCAAACAGCAGUCCGCGAACUCGGACGUUGACAAAGCUGUUUCCGGAAACGAGACGUAUGAGGAGAAGAAACUGCGGCUUAUGGCCCUUGCCCGAAAGAAGCGUGAGGAGGUGGCGGCUACCGCCAAAUCCAGGCUGGCAAAGAUGCGCUUCUCCGGCGAAAGCGAUGAGGACUCUGACAAGGUCGACGACUUCAUGGUGUCCAGCCGGCGGGCAAAGGAGCAGCAGAAUGAAGCCAAGGACAUGGACAAGCCGAAAGAAGUGUCCAAGCCAGCUCGACAUGCAAAGGACUAUUCGCAGGCGCCAGUGGUCUCCGAUUCUGAAGAAGCCGACGAGGAGGCUCCUCCAGAGAAGAUCGAGUUGCCAGCUGCACCGGCUCAGCGUCCAGAGGAGCCAAGCACGGAGUUCGAAGUCGGAGACGACUGCGCACCUUCCGAGCCGCCGGAAGCUGUGGACAAGGAGGAGGAGAAGACGGAGCAAGCCCAGGAGACUGACGAGAAGGAGAUAUCCAAGGAUUCGGAGAAGACUGAGAGCGUGGUCUCGCCGAGUCAGGACGCGCAAGAGGAAUCGUCUGAGCAAGUCAACGCCGAAGAGCCCAUACUGACGGCCGACAAGCUCUCCGACAGCGUCCAGCCGAAACCUCCCUGCGUUGAGGAGCAGGUGUCCGAGCCAGAAGCCGAUGCCCAAGCGGAGGAAGAAGAGGCUCAGAGUGAGGACGAGGAGGAGGAUGCGUCGUUUUCGGAGGAGUCCGAAGAAGAGGAAGACACUGAGGAAGACGAGUUGGAAGAGAUGGGAGAGCCUGCGACGGUUGAGGAGGAGGAUGAGGAGGAGGAGCAGCAGCAGGAGGAGGAGGAGGAGGUGGAAACCCUUCCGAAGCCCGAAAGCUUCAAUGCGCCCUCGGCGCAAGUGGAAGAAUCCGAGGAGGAGGAGGACGCCGAAGAAGUGCAGCCACCCGAAGAAGCCAAGGGCGAGGAAAAGGAGCAUCGGAAUCAGCAGCCCGAGCCAGAUGCAAUCCGGGCACAGGCGCCAGCGGUGCGCGCACCGUCUGUGCAAGCAAUUUUGGGCGCCAAGGAGCUGCUUUUGAAGAGUUUAGAGCAGGAGGAGUGGAAGAUGCUGCAUGAGGCCGAGCAUGUGCCCGAGACGCGGCUUUGCCGGCUGUCGGGUGGGCUGUCGGCUGCGGUGGCCGAGCCCAUGCACAGCGAUGCCGCAUGGGUCCUUGGGAAUCCCACAAAGCGGAGCGAAGCCGUGGCGUGGAUGGAGGCUUGCAGCUCCGAUUCACCGAACGUCGAUGUGUUCGAGGCUGGGCAAGGCUCCCCGAAGCUGCCUGCCGAAGCCGAUGACGAGGUCUUCGAGAUUUCCGCCUCCAAAGAGAUGCAAGCCGAGCCCGACGACGAAGUGUUCGAGGUUCAACGCCCGCAAGACCAAGAAGAAGAAGUCUUUGAGGUCAUGCGGUCGGAUGAGACUCGACCCACGCCAGCGGACGAGCCUAUCGAGGAGCUGCACUCCGAUUCGGAGGAGGAGCUACUUGAGGCCGAAGACUCGGCCGAGAUGCGACCAGAGGCGGAGGAGCUCAAUGCCGAGUCGGAGGAAGAGCUUGUUGAGGUGAGAGGCUCCGAGGAGCGCGCCGAGGCGAAGGACGAGGUUCUCGAGGCUCCGAGUUCCGAGGAGAAAGCUGAGCCCAAGGACGGGGUGAUGGAGGCCGAAAGCUCCGAAGAGCAAGCAGAGACCAAGGAAGAGGCUAUGGAGGUCGAGGGCUCCGAAGAGCGAGCCGAGUCCAAGGACGAGGUUAUGGAGGUCGAGGGCUCCGAAGAGCAAGCCGAGAUGGAGGAGGAGGCAUUGGAGGCCGAGAGCUCCGAAGAGCAAGCCGAUACGGAGGACGAGCUUAUGGAGGUCGAGGGCCCCGAUCAGCAUGCCGAGAACAGGGACGAGGUCGACGGCUCUGAAGAUCAAGGCUCAGGCAAGGACGAGCUUAUGGAGGCCGAGGGCUCCGAAGAGCGAGCCGAGUCCACGGACGAGAUUAUGGAGGUGGAGGGCUCCGAAGAGCAAGCAGGAACCAAGGACGAUCUUAUGGAGGUCGAGGCUUCCGAAGAGCGAACCCAGUCCAAGGACGAUCUCAUGGAGGUUUUGCUGCUGCAGUGCAAAAGCAGGCAUCACACCAGCUGUUUGCGCGAGGUCGAGGGCUCCGAAGAGCGAGCCGAGACCAGGGACGAGGAAUUGGAGGUUCUGCAGUCUGAAGUCCAGGCGGACAGCACCGACGAGGUGCCAGGCUCCCAGGAUCUACCAGCCGAGACCCAGGAGCUGGUUGCCGAGGCUUCUUCGUUGGAGCUCGAGACCCCCGGCGCCUUUGGCGGAGACGUGCUGGCUCCGGCCGGAGGCGAUCUCAAGGAGGGUCUUCGCAGCCGCCUUCGCGCCUUCUUGGAUCAGCGGAGGCAAGAGAAGGAGAAGUUCCGGGAUCUCGGCCUCGUCGAGGCACCGGACGUGGACCAGGAAGAGCUGCGCCGAGCAUUGCUGGAGCUCCUCGAAUCAAAGCGCCUGGAGAAGUUGGCUCUGAUGCUCAGCCGCCGUCAAAGGCUCCAUGAGCUCCUCCAACGAAAGCGGGAAGAGCUGGCGACUGCGGGAGCAUCGCCGGAGCGCGAGGUCGGAGAGGAGGAGAGCGCGCAGCGCCAGCGCCUGCGCGAGUUCCUCCAGACGCGGCAGCUGGCGCCCCCUGCAGCUCGGGACAAAAGAGAAGAUGCGAAGCCCUUGAGAAAGAACUCGGCCACGAAGGACGACAAGGAUGCCGAGGAUUCCAGAAGCAAAGCCGCAGAACAUUUGGCCGCAGCAGCAGCUGCGAAAGAGGCUGCCGAAAAGGCUGAAGAGGAGAGUUUGGCUGCAGCCAGCAAAGCCGAAGAGGAACGCUUGGCCGCAGAGGCAGCUGCAAAAGAGGCUGCCGAGAAGGCUGAAAAGGAGCGUCUGGCUGCAGCCCGCAAAGCCGAAGAGGAACGCUUGGCGGCAGAGGCAGCUGCGAAAGCUGAAGAGGAGCGUUUGACUGCAGCCCGCAAAGCCGAAGAAGAACGCUUGGCCGCGGAGGCAGCUGCAAAAGAGGCUACCGAGAAGGCUGAAAAGGAGCGUCUGGCUGCGGCCCGCAAAGCCGAAGAGGAACGCUUGGCCGCAGAGGCAGCUGCGAAAGCUGAAGAGGAGCGUUUGACUGCAGCCCGCAAAGCCGAAGAAGAACGCUUGGCCGCAGAGGCAGCUGCAAAAGAGGCUGCCGAGAAGGCUGAAAAGGAGCGUCUGGCUGCAGCCCGCAAAGCCGAAGAGGAACGCUUGGCCGCAGAGGCAGCUGCGAAAGCUGAAGAGGAGCGUUUGACUGCAGCCCGCAAAGCCGAAGAAGAACGCUUGGCCGCAGAGGCAGCUGCAAAAGAGGCUGCCGAGAAGGCUGAAAAGGAGCGUCUGGCUGCAGCCCGCAAAGCCGAAGAGGAACGCUUGGCCGCAGAGGCAGCUGCGAAAGCUGAAGAGGAGCGUUUGACUGCAGCCUGCAAAGCCGAAGAAGAACGCUUGGCCGCAGAGGCAGCUGCAAAAGAGGCUGCCGAGAAGGCUGAAAAGGAGCGUCUGGCUGCAGCCCGCAAAGCCGAAGAGGAACGCUUGGCCGCAGAGGCAGCUGCGAAAGCUGAAGAGGAGCGUGUGGCUGCAGCCCGCAAAGCCGAAGAAGAACGCUUGGCCGCAGAGGCAGCUGCAAAAGAGGCUGCUGAGAAGGCUGAAAAGGAGCGCCUAGCUGCAGCCCGCAAAGCCGAAGAGGAACGCUUGGCCGCAGAGGCAGCUGCGAAAGCUGAAGAGGAACGUUUGACUGCAGCCCGCAAAGCCGAAGAAGAACGCUUGGCCGCAGAGGCAGCUGCAAAAGAGGCUGCCGAGAAGGCUGAAAAGGAGCGUCUGGCUGCAGCCCGCAAAGCCGAAGAGGAACGCUUGGCCGCAGAGGCAGCUGCGAAAGCUGAAGAGGAGCGUUUGACUGCAGCCCACAAAGCCGAAGAAGAACGCUUGGCCGCAGAGGCACAAAGCGGAAGUGCUUUCAGAUCUGCUUUCUGCAUUUUGGUCCUGGGAGUUGUCCGCGGCCAUAGGGCAGCUGCCAAUGAAGCUGCCGUGAAAGCAGAGGAGGACAUCGCAAAUGCAAGGGAAGCUCGGAAGAAGGAGUUGCACGAGAGAAUGAAGGCACUCCUGCAAAGAAAGCGAGCGGAGGCGUCCGACGGCGUCCCACAGGAACGAGUGGCCGAAGAGGUCGCUGCUAAAGAGGCAGCGGAGAAGGCAGAGGAGCAGCGAGUGGCUGCAGCCAGGGCCGAGGCAGCUCAAAAAGCUGAAGAAGAGCGCUUGGCCCAAGCGGCUGCUGCCAAGGAGGCGGCUGAAAAGGAAGAGGAAGCGCGCUUGGCCGCGGCCAAGGCAGCUGCGGCGCAAAAGGAGGAGGAUAUUGCAGACGCAAGGGAAGCUCGGAAGAAGGAGUUGCAUGAGCGAAUGAAGGCACUCCUGCAAAGAAAGCGAGCGGAGGCGUCUGACGACGUCCCGCAGGAACGAGUGGCCGAAGAGGUCGCUGCUAAAGAGGCAGCGGAGAAGGCAGAGGAGCAGCGAGUGGCCGCAGCCAGGGCCGAGGCAGCUCAAAAAGCUGAAGAAGAGCGCUUGGCCCAAGCGGCUGCUGCCAAGGAGGCGGCCGAAAAGGAAGAGGAAGCGCGCUUGGCCGCGGCCAAGGCAGCUGAGGCUCAAAAGGACGAGGACCUCGCAGACCUGCGAGAAGCUCGGAAGAAGGAUUUGCAUGAGAGAAUGAAGGCUCUCCUACAAAGAAACCGAGCGGAGGAAGAUGAGGAGGACGAUGAGGAGGACGAGGAAGAUGAAGAUGAGGACGAAGAGGAGGAGGAAGAAGAGGAGGAGGAAGAGGACGACGAGGAAGAAGAAAUGGCAAGCCACGAACAGGCGGAGAGCGCUGGAACGGUUCCGACCGCCCAGGGCUCCAGAGCUGCCGUGCAGCGGCCGUUGGUGCCGGACAGUGACGACGAAGAAGACGAGGAGGAGUCAGAAGAAGAGGGCUUCAUGAGCAUCAUGAAGGGGCUUCAGGCACGGCGUGCGAAGCCCGGCGCUGCCGAUUCCGCCUCCUCAUCCCAGGUGCCAGAGCCAAAGAAAGCCAAGCAGCCGGCCGGCAAGCGGGACGAGGAGGCAGAGCUGGAGCGCGAGCGGAAGGAGGUAGCCAGAAGGACUCUGGAGCUGAUGGAGGCCAGGCGAAUGGUCGACGCAGCUUUGGAAGGCGACACCGGCAAAAAGAAGAGCCGCAAGCGCAACUACGUGAACAAGCGAUGCAGCGUGCACCUUAUCAGGCAGAAGAUGGAUGAGGAGCUGGCGGCUCAGGAGAGAGGCCCGCGGUACGUGAACAACGUGGCGAUCUUCGUCAAGAAGGGGCAGAAAGACAUCGACGCCAACACGGCCGAUGUCUUGGUGAAGAAAGAUGAGAAGGAGAAGGCGAAGAAGGCCAAGGAGAAGGAUGAGAAGAAGUCCGCCAAGGCCUCGGAGUGA